GACAAUCACUUCUCUUUCUGUCUCCGCAGCACCCAGAUGAACGAAGCCCCAGACCCCGAAAUGCCCCCGCAGCCCCCGGUGGACACCUCGCCGGGCUCCCCGGACCGGGGCGACGUCUCGGUGGUGAUCGUGGGGGUGCCGGGCUGCGGCAAGUCGGCCCUGCUCAAUGCCGCGCGGGGCCUGGCGGAGGACGACGCCCGCGCGGCCCCGCUGGGGGCCCCGGCGAGCUCCGGGGGGCCCGUGCUGUACCCCGACCCGGCCCGGCCCAACCUGCUGCUCUGGGAGCUGCCCCUGACAGAGGGCGAGGGGCCGGAGCGCUGGCUGGCCGAGGGGGACGUGGUGCUCCUGGCCACCGACGGGCUAUUCGGUGCCAGCCAUGCCCGCCUGGCCCAGGAGGCCCGCGGCGCCGGCAAGACGGUGCAUUUCGCCCGCACCAAGGCUGACCUGGACCUGCACACCCUCCGGCGGCUCCUGGGAGAGCGCUACGACCGGGCCCAGGCCCUCGACGCCCUCCGGGCCGCCUGCACCCAGUCCCUGGUGGCCCAUGGCCUCGGGGAGCCCCUGCCUGUCGUCUUCCUCGUCUCCGGCCACGAGCCCCGAGAGCUGGACGGUCCCCUGCUGCGCCAGGCUCUGGUGGGAGACGUCAGGAUGUACGAGAGGGUGCUGCGCCCCACGCUCUCCGGCUUUGAGCAGAUCAGCGAGCGGGAGGUGGCCGAGAUUCAGGAGGCCUACGAGCUGGGCGGCCUGGCGGAGGUGGUGACCCGGGUCCAGUGCAGCCUGGAGACCCUGUGGAACGCCCGGCUGGAUGUGGCCGUCACCGGGGAGUCAGGGGCUGGCAAGUCCACCUUCGUCAACGCCCUGCGAGGCCUGAGUGACGAGGACGAGGGGGCGGCCCAGACCGGCGUGACCGAGACCACGGCCCAGCCCACGGCCUACCCCUACCCCGGCUACCCCAACGUGACACUGUGGGACCUGCCGGGCAUCGGGACACCCAGCUUCCGGGCCGACCGCUACCUCGAGGCCGUGAAUUUCACUCGCUACGACUUCUUCAUCAUCCUGGCCUCGGAGAGGUUCAAGGAGAACCACGUCCGCCUGGCCCGGGCCAUCGUGGAGCAAGGCAAACGCUUCUACUUCGUGCGCGCCAAGGUAGACAACGACCUGGAGGCCACGCGGAGGAGGAAGAACCCGCCCGAGGAAGAGGAAGUGCUGGAGGAGAUCAGGAGGGAUUGCCGGGAACGGCUGGGUCAGGCCGGGCUGGGCGACGCCAAGGUCUUCCUCCUCAGCAGCUUCGAGAUGGAGAAAUACGACUUCCAGGCCUUCGAGGACACCUUGGAGCGAGAGCUGCCCGGGCACAAGCGUCACGCCUUCCUCCUCUCCCUGCCCAACCUCUCGGGGGCCAUCAUCGAGAAGAAGCGGCAGCUGCUCCACCAGGAGGUCUGGAAGGUGGCCUUGGUCUCCAGCCUGGUGGCCGCCGUGCCCUUGCCGGGGCUGGCCUUCACCUGCGACGUCUCCAUCCUGCUGAGGAAACUGGCCGCCUACCGGCAGGAUUUCGGGCUGGACGCGGCCUCCCUGGCCCGGCUGGCGGAGAGGGCCGGGAAGCCGCUGGAGGUGCUGCGGGCCGAGGUGCGCAGCGUGCUCGGGCGCAGCAUCAACAAGGAGGUGGUGAUCGGGCUGCUGGGGAAGGCCACCGGCGGGGGCUUGGUGGUGGUCAACUUCUUCUUCCACCGGAUCCCCAUCUACGGGGCGCUGGCCUCCGGGGGCAUCUCCUUCCACACCACCUACUCCAUGCUCAGCCAGUGCCUGGAGGAGCUGGCGGCCGACUCCCAGCGGGUUCUCGUCAAGGCCUUCGACAGCGAGGUCUGAGGGGGCUUCCAGCCAAGCUUGGGGAUCCCCUCCCGCAGCUAAGGCAGAACGGCCGUGUUCUUGUAGGGUCUCUCGGGCGGGCUGGGGGCCGCGUGCAUUGCUUGGUUAUUGUAGGGUCUCCUGAAAGGGGCCUCCACGCCCAGUCCUCUCCCGAAAUCUCUGGUCCCUCCCCCCCGCCCUGUAUUCCCAUAGCUACUGUCUCAGCACAGCCACCCUUAUAGCGACCCCCCCGCUGGGUCAAUCGGCCGAAGCGCCACUGUAGUCAAUGGGGCCAGUUCCCCAGCUGGCCCCGGUGCCCCAGGGCGGCGCUAGGGGACGCUGUGCCGCAGGGAGUGGGGUGGGGGCUCUCCCCCGGUGCCCCAGGGCGGCUCUAGGGGGCGCUGUGCCGCAGGGAGCGGGGUGGGGGCUCUCCCCCCGGUGCCCCAGCGCGGCGCUAGGGGGCGCUGUGCCGCAGGGAGCGGGGUGGGGGCUCUCCCCCGGUGCCCCAGCGCGGC
This is a messenger RNA of Chrysemys picta bellii (western painted turtle), 2357 nucleotides long. Lineage: Eukaryota; Metazoa; Chordata; Testudines; Emydidae. The record is from RefSeq and is a predicted model, not a curated record.